AUGUGUGUCGGUGACAUAUUAGGAAUGUGUCUUGGUCCAAUAGCGACGUGUGCUAAAUAUCUAUGCGGUGCUUUAGGACUUGGAUUGCUUUUUACAGCAGGGGCAGUUGGAAUAGAUUUGAUGGCAGAUUGGCCAAUAAUUUUAAUAAUUCUUGCAUCAAUAUUAGCAUUAAUAUGGUGUAUAAUGGCAUAUUGUGGUGCAUUAUCAGAGAGAGACGAUGAACCACAAUAUUUAGCAAAGUAAUUUGAAUUGAUAUGUGAAACUUAAGAAAUCGUGAGAUAAUAUGAAGUAUUCAAUCAAAUAAUAAUAGGUAAGGCAUAAUUACGCAAGUGAAUUGGCUGAUGGAUGCAUUCAAAUAUCAAAUACAAUAAUAGGAAUGUUCUUUACAUAAUUGAUAUACGCCCUAAUCUUAUUGAUUUUGUUUCUGUUGUCAACUGUAUCAAUAUGAAAAUAUAUAUGUAGAUCUGGUUCAUUCCUGUCGGAACUAAAGCAGGAUUCAUAGUAGGUUUAUUUUUUGGAUUUGCAUCCAUAACAAUAAUUGCAUGGACAGCAUACACAUUUGCAGGUCGAUCAAUAUGCAAAGUGAUAACAACUGCAAUUUAAAAUAAAUGGGAGCUAUAUGAUUUUAUGUACACUGUAGGUUUUGGAGUAGUUCUAAUGUGCAUAGCAUCUAUUUAUUUUAUUUUCUUAAUAUUAUUCUUCUUGUUUAAGAGUUUGUAAGGAUUAAGUAAUGAUAACAAACCAUAAGAUAAAUUACAAUUGAUGGGCAUAUGCUGUUGUGGAUAUGCUUUAGGAAUAAUAGUUUGUGCAUUUAUAUAUAGAGAAUCAACAAGUAUACUGGGUAGAAGUAUAUUUAACGCAAUUGAUGGAUUGAUUAAAUGCGAUAGGAAUUUAAGUUUCAAUAACCCAUAUAUUUCAUCACCUACAAAAUUAUUAUAUGUGAUUUCCAACAUAAUUAGUACAUAAAUAGUGAAUUUGUUGGACACAGCAAUAUGUAUAGCAGUAUUAACAGUUGGAGGAUUUGUAAUAUUUUCUAAUUCAGAGGAAGUAUCUAAAGAAAAUAUUACAUGGAAAUCUUUAUUAGCUCCAACAUUAUAUUUUUGUGUAAAUGUCUUCUGUGCAGUGAUUGUUUAAACAAUGAAGAGCAUGAUUUGGGAUAAUGAAGUAGUGAGAUUCACAAAAAUGAACAUCAGAUAAUAAGUGUUAAUUACUCAUUUAAUGACAUUAUUCAUAUUCUUUUUCAUGCCAAUGGUAACAAUUCUAAAACAAUUUUCAUUAAAAGGAAUUGAAGCACCUGAAACAUUGGCUAAAGAAGACAUUACAAUAAGAAAGAUUACCUAUUGUUGUAUUUUGGGUCAAUUAAGCAAUUUAGUAUUAUUAUCAAUAGGAGAAUGGAUGACAUCACAUGGAUGCUAACCAGUUAGAAAUUUGGUAUCAUAUAUAAAUCUAUUAAGAGGCAUUAUCAUCAUCUGAAAGAAUAUUAACAUAAUCAUUUAAUUAUGCUACUUUUUUGAGUGCUUCUGGAUAAAUCAUCAUAGUAUUAACCUUAGGAAUAAUAGCAACAGCUGCACAUGCUUUAGCAGGAUAUGCAGGAAUCUUAGCAGCAGCAGCUGGAUUUUUAAUCAAUGUUUUAAUCAUAAUUCCACUUUAUUAUAUUGGAUCUAUAUCUUAAGAUGGAGCAAAAUUAUGUGCAGCAUCUCACGUUACAUAAGUAGUAUCAGAGAGAUUUACAAAAAUGGCAUGGGCAGCUAGAAAUUAUAUGAUUUAUUUAAAAAUCACAAAUGCUGGUUCAGCCAUUUUAUUAGCAUUAACCUUUCUUGGAGGUGCUCUUUAUUUAUUUAAAGUCGAUAAUAAUCCAUUGAUUGAUUUUAAUGGUAUUUUUGGAAUACUAUUUGGAAUUGGAUUGGCAUUCCUUAUCAAGGGUAUGACAGUUGGCUCUGUGAUUUCAAUAUCUAGGAUAUUUGAUCUUAACAUUUAUGAAAGUGGUAUUGCAGCAGAGAUAGCCAAGAGAAAUAAUCUCACAUUAAGCAGAUUUUUUGAGAGUAAACAUUUACUAGCAAUAAUUUGGGUUUACAUUAUAACAAUUACUGACACAAUACUAUUAUUUAUUUUUGCAUAUUUCUUUGGUAAGAGAGGUUCUCCAGGAUUUCUCUUAGGACAUACAGUAAUAAUAUUAUUUUUGAUGUGUUAUUCUAUUAUUAAUGGAACUGCAAUGAAACAAAGUCGUUAUUAUAAUGAAGGUAUAUUAUAAAUUACUAUUUAAAGUCGAUGAUAAAUUAUCAAAAAGAGGAAACAUUUAUUAAUCCUGUGUUUAAGGAGAUAUGUUAGCUACUGUUGUUGAAGAAAGCACAGCAAUUCCUCUUAUUGUUUACUUAUUAUACAACAUAAUUCUUGUUACAUGUGCUUAUCCAUAUUUUGGAGGUGAAGGGUAUUUAUUUAAAUUUAAUUUAUUAGAGAUUUAUUUGUUGAAAAAGAAGCAGAAACAAAGUUUUUCUGA
Paramecium pentaurelia is the source of this 2497-nucleotide messenger RNA. Lineage: Eukaryota; Ciliophora; Oligohymenophorea; Peniculida; Parameciidae. The record is from the annotation of a GenBank genome assembly.